AUGUUUUUAUUAUUUAAUUGUUUAAAUUUAUUUCAAUUUUCCUUUUUAUUUUAUUCUGUAAUUGCAAUUAAAGAAGAAAAUGAAAAUUUAACUAAUAAAGGUGAUUUAUCACAAUUUGAUUCUUCAGGUUGUGGUCUAACGAAAGGGUAUUCUUACUUAUUAUUUUUAAAUAUUUUUAAAAAAUUAAAAAGUUGUUUAUUUAAACCACCAAAUUGUAAUCCAUAUAACGACUGUUCUUAUGCUCUAAGUUAUAUAUCAGAUGAUGAACGUGUUUAUUUUGAAUUAUUAGCUCAGGUUGCUGGGGAAUCGAAUGUUUGGGCGGCUGUUGGAUUUUCUGUGGAUGGACUUAUGGUUGAAAUAAUUUGUAAAAGUAAUCGAAAAGCGCCAUUAGCUUAUGGACUUGAAUCUAAAAUUCUCCACACCCAUCAUGCUAAAGUAGCCGAUGGUAUUAUUUAUUGUCGCUUCUCUCAAUUAAUUCAGCCGCCUGAAUCUGUUCAGCCACAAUUUGUACGUCCAUUAAAUGCCCCAAUAUUUAUUUUAUUAGCAUCUGGGGUUACUAGAGGAAAAGAUUUAACAAUUCAUUCAUUAAAUUCUGAUUCUUCUCUUUUUCCCUUUUCUUCUCCCCACCCAAUACAAUUAACAAAAUUUAAUUUGAGCCCUGAAGAAUUAGCUAAUGGGGAUUGGGAAAUAAAUAAAUAUAAUGACAAUUUUAUUAAUUCUUCAUUAAAUUUGACAAAAGAACUUUCAAUUCCUUUUAAUGAAAAUAAUUCAUCUUCGCCGGUUAUUGAACAGACAACAACAAAUGAUUUAAAAAUUGAUUCGACAACAACACCUAGCACAGAAAAUAUAAAUAAUAUUAAUGAAGAAAAAUCAUCAACAAAAAUUUUAGAAAAAGAAAAUCAAAAAAAUAAUUUAAAUAAUGAAAAUAUUUCUUUAAAUUCUAAUCCAAAAAAUGAUUGUUCUGAUUCUGGAAUUACUUCUGGAACAACUACAAAUAAACCAGAAAUUGGUUCCGAUGCUUUUUUAACUUCGAAUAAUUCCGAAUUUCGUUUAAUUAAGACACACGGUAUAUUAAUGGUUUUUGCUUGGUUAUUCCUCAUACCCGGAGCAAUUUUAUCAGCUCGUUUUCUUCAUCAUAGAAAUCAACGAGAACCAUUAGAAUUAUUUGGAAUACAACUUUGGUUUCAAAUUCAUCGUUUAGCCAAUUCUUUAGCUUUUCUUUUUGUAAUUAUUUCAUUUUUAUGUAUUUAUUCUGCAUUGGACGGUUUUUGGAUUGGUCCAAAAUUCUCAAAUCGUUCAGAACAAAAUUUUUCUACUCAAUCUUUACACGCUUUAUUUGGAAUUUUAAGUAUUUUUAUAUGUUUAUUUCAACCAAUAUGUGCAAUAUUUCGUUGUUCACCAGAAUCUCCAAAACGUUUUAUAUUUAAUUGGAUACAUUCAAUUCUUGGUUAUAUUGCUUGGAUUUGUUCUGCAAUUGCUAUUUCAUUGGCAUGUCUUAAAUUUGAACAAUUUUUCAUUGACUCAUUUUUGGCUAGAGAUGUUUUAAUUGCUUCUUUGGUUCUUACAUUUAUUUCAUUUUUUUCUCUUCAAUGGUUUUCAUUAAAAAGAAGAGAAAGAUUUGAAUUAUUUGAAGAAGAAAAUGAAAGACAAAGACGAAGAAAUACUUGGCAAAUUAAUUUACCUAAAGAAUAUAAUAUUCGAAAUAUUAAUCAAUCUACUACUAAUCAACAUUUAAGACCUCCACCACAAUUAAUGGUUAUGGCACCAAGUGAAUGUAGCGAUGUUGGGGGGCAUAGAGAGAGUUUAAUGAUCCAACAGGCAAUAAUUGGCUUAUUCUUUGUCGCCUCUGCUGUGUUAAGUUUGUGUUUGGCUAUAACAUUGAUGUUGGCUUAA
Messenger RNA from Meloidogyne enterolobii, 1893 nucleotides. NCBI's taxonomy places the organism in Eukaryota, Metazoa, Nematoda, Chromadorea, Rhabditida, Meloidogynidae. The record is from the annotation of a GenBank genome assembly.